UUAAAUCAAAAUUUUCCCCAGGUUAGAGACAAGAAUGGCCAAGUGUUUGAGCUUCAGUGCCUUGGGAAAUUCCUGCUAUCGCUGCUCCUUCAAUAAGGCGGGCCUCAAAUCCUUCACCACCGAUCUCGGUGAUGGCACCCACAUGCACUGCUGGGUCCCCAAAACUCAUGUCCAAUCCAAGCCUACGCUGCUCUUGAUCCACGGCUUUGGUGCCAAUGCAAUGUGGCAAUUCAACUACUUCAUCCCUCUCUUGAAGUCCAAAUUCAAUAUCUACGUCCCGGACCUCCUUUUCUUCGGCGAUUCCUACACGACCCGACCCGAAAGGACCGAGGAAUUUCAGGCCCAGUGUGUCAUGGCUGUUAUGGAUGCGCUUAAUGUUGCCAAGAUGGAUGUCAUGGGGCUGAGUUAUGGUGGUUUCGUGGCGUACAGCAUGGCGGCUCAGUUUAAGGAGCGGGUGGGGCGAGUGGUGCUGGGGUGCGCUGGAGUGAGCUUAGAAGAGAAGGACAUGGAGGAAGGGUUGUCUCAGAUGAGCAGUGUGGAUGAGGCCGUUAGUAUUUUGUUGCCUCAGACUCCCGAGAAAGCUAGAGAGUUGAUGCGAUUGACGUUUCACAAACCUCCACAGACCCUUCCUACUUGCGUUCUAAAUGAUUAUAUUGAGGUGAUGUGCACAGAAUAUCGUCAAGAGAAGAAAGAACUGAUUCAGGCAUUGGGCAAGGAUAGAAAACUGUCUAAUCUUCCAAAGAUAACCCAGCCUACGCUACUAGUCUGGGGAGAAUAUGACCAGCUCUUCCCUCUGGAAUUGGCACAUAGAUUAAAAAGCCAUAUUGGUGAAAACGCAGAAUUAGUUAUAAUGAAAAAUGUGGGGCAUGCACUUAAUGCAGAGAAGCCUAAAGAGCUGUGCAAGCACAUGAAGUCUUUUCUCAUUCACACCCUACCUCCUACUAAGCAAUGAAAUGAUCGCAAAGCAGAUUGAAAUGUCUGGUAACAGGGCUGAAACCCUGCUUUGAUGAUUCGCAGUGAGCAGAUUGCCUGCUGCCACUACUAUAUACAAUAGAAGGUUGCAUUGCAUAUAGAUAUUUUGAGUAGCUUAGCACUAUAUACACACUUUAGUAACUUGCUACUGCAAGCUUGUUAAAGAUCCAAUUAAAGAUUUAAUUGAUAUUAUGUUGCUGGUGGAUUUGCAUUUAAAUUACUUAAUAAUAAAAAUUUGUCCUGAGAUAUUUCUUCUUCUUUAA
Messenger RNA from Hevea brasiliensis (rubber tree), 1235 nucleotides. RefSeq lists its product as uncharacterized. The coding region runs from base 35 to 952 and encodes 305 amino acids. The transcript has 4 exons. Lineage: Eukaryota; Viridiplantae; Streptophyta; Magnoliopsida; Malpighiales; Euphorbiaceae. Gene Ontology annotation, molecular function: catalytic activity. The record is from RefSeq and is a predicted model, not a curated record.